Mytilus trossulus (common blue mussel) is the source of this 4517-nucleotide messenger RNA. RefSeq names its product staphylococcal nuclease domain-containing protein 1-like. NCBI's taxonomy places the organism in Eukaryota, Metazoa, Mollusca, Bivalvia, Mytilida, Mytilidae. Gene Ontology annotation, biological process: regulatory ncRNA-mediated gene silencing; mRNA catabolic process. Gene Ontology annotation, cellular component: nucleus; RISC complex; cytosol. Gene Ontology annotation, molecular function: RNA binding; nuclease activity. The coding region runs from base 105 to 2786 and encodes 893 amino acids. The record is from RefSeq and is a predicted model, not a curated record. The transcript has 21 exons.
UCACACAGAUUCCUUCAGGCAGAAAUCCGGGACGAAUGUCAACAUUAUUAUCACGUGACUAAACGAACUUCCUUUUCAUUCAGAAACUGACACGAGUCGACAACAUGAGUACAGCACAGCCAGCUGUUCAAAGGGGUAUUGUUAAACAAGCAUUGUCUGGAGAUGCAGUUGUCAUCAGAGGACAGCCACAAGGUGGUCCACCUCCAGAAAAAACAAUAUGCCUGUCGAACAUUACUGCACCAAGAAUGGCACGAAGACCAAACCCAAACAUGGAAGGUUCUGUUGAAACUAAAGAUGAGCCAUUUGCUUGGGAAGCAAGAGAAUUUUUAAGAAAGAAAUUAAUCGGCAAAGAGAUUGUUUUUGUUAAAGAAUAUGAAGUACCUGGUACAAAGAGACUGUAUGGUAUUAUCUACGCAGGAAAAGACACAAAUGCAGAAAAUAUAACAGAAUCUAUGGUGUCUGAAGGUCUUGUUGAGGUCAGGAGAGGAGGAUUAAAACCUGAUGAUGUUAACCAACAGCGACUGAUACAGUUAGAAGAAGAAGCUAAAUCUCAGGGUAAAGGACGAUGGGGAGAAGGUGCCAGUAAACAUGUACGUGACAUCACAUGGGUUAUAGAAAAUCCAAGAAAUUUUGUCGACUCCUUUCAUAACAAGCCAAUUGAUGCUGUUAUAGAACAUGUCAGAGAUGGGUGCACAGUUAGAGCAUUUCUUCUUCCCAAGAUGGAUUAUGUCACCAUCUUGUUGUCAGGAAUAAAGGCUCCAAUGUUCAAACAAGAUGACAAAGGUGAUCAAGUGUCAGAACCCUUUGCAGAGGAAGCUAAAUUUUACACAGAGGUCAGACUUCUCCAGAGAGAUGUCAAAGUCAUCCUAGAGAGUGUGUCUAACCAAAAUCUCAUUGGGACUGUUUUACAUCCAAAUGGUAACAUUGCUGAACUAUUACUCCGAGAGGGAUUUGCCCGAUGUGUAGACUGGAGCAUGGGUGUUGUUAGUCAAGGGGCUGAUAAACUGAGAGCAGCAGAAAGAGAAGCAAAAGAUAAAAAGAAGAGAAUCUGGAAAGAAUACACACCUUCAAGUUCAUCCAUUGAUAUCAAAGACAAAGCUUUCCAAGGCAAGGUUGUUGAAAUUGUAAAUGGGGAUGCAUUAGUCGUCAAGAUGGGUGAUGGAAAGUCCAAAAAAGUCUUCUUGUCCAGUGUAAGACCACCAAGAGCAGUAGACAACACAGAGAACCAAGCUCCAAAUAAAAGAAUGAGACCUUUAUAUGAUAUACCUUACAUGUAUGAAGCUAGAGAAUUUCUCAGGACCAAACUUAUUGGGAAAAAGGUUAAUGUAAAGGUAGAUUAUAUACAGCCAGCAAACCAAGGUUUCCCAGAGAAAACAUGCUGUACUGUUACCAUUGGAGGAGUAAAUGUUGGAGAGGCAUUAGUUGGCAAGGGAUUAGCCAAAGUAAUCAGAUACAGACAGGACGAUGACCAAAGAUCAUCUCAUUAUGAUGAAUUAUUGGCAGCUGAAGCCAGGGCAGAAAAGAAAUUAGUAGGCAUUCAUUCCAAAAAAGAAGCUCCAAUACACAGAGUAGCUGAUGUCUCAGGGGAUAUAGCAAAAUCUAAGCAAUUUCUGCCAUUUUUACAAAGAGCAGGUAGAUCUGAAGCCUUGGUUGAAUUUAUAGCCAGUGGUUCUCGUCUGAGGCUUUAUAUACCAAGGGAGACUUGUCUUGUCACAUUCCUCUUAUCAGGUAUAUCAUGUCCACGUGGAGCCAGACCAUUGCCAGGUGGAGAGACCAGUAAAUCUGAGCCCUAUGGUGAUGAAGCAUUAGCAUUUACCAAAGAAAUGUGUCUACAGAGAGAGGUGGAGGUUACUGUAGAAGCUAUGGACAAGGGAGGUAAUUUCAUUGGAUGGUUGUUUGUUGAUAAUGUAAAUCUGUCUCUGGCCUUGGUAGAAGAAGGUCUAGCAAAAGUCCACUUCACUGCAGAAAGAAGUAAUUUUUAUAAGCAGAUGUUAAAUGCAGAAGAAAAUGCAAAGAAAAAGAAGCUUAAUCUAUGGAAAGAUUACGUUGAAGACACAAGUGUUCAUGAAGAAAUUGUAGAUGAUAAAACUGAACGGGAGGUGAAUUAUAAAAAUGUUGUUGUCACUGAAGUCAAUGAGGAUCUCAGUUUCUUUGCACAAUAUGUGGACAAUGGACCACAGUUAGAAAAAUUAAUGGAACAAUUGAGGACUGAAAUGGAAUCUAACCCACCUCUGCCUGGUGCUUAUAGUCCAAAGAAAGGCGAUUUAUGUGCAGCUAAAUUCUCUCAGGAUGGUCAAUGGUACAGAGCAAAAGUAGAGAAAAAUGAGAAAGGAAAAUUCACAGUUCUAUUUAUAGAUUAUGGCAAUAGAGAGAAAACAGCAUCAACAGAACUUGCUACACUGCCAGCUUCCUAUCAAACAUUACCAGCUCAGGCAACAGAAUUCACAUUGGCAUGUUCAGCAUUACCACCAGAUGAGGAUGCAAAACAAGAUGCCUUAGAUCAAUUCUAUGACAGUGUAGUGAACAAGGAACUGAAGUUGAAUAUAGAAUACAGAUCAGGUGGAAACUAUGUGGUUCUGUUGUACCCGGAUACAGACCAGGAUGUCGCUCAAGGACUCAUUUCUGACGGAUAUCUUAUCGUUGAAAAAAGGAAAGAGAAAAAACUUGCCAAGUUGGUUUCUGAUUACCAGAAGGCUCAGGAGAAAGCCAAAGCAGGAAGAUUGAAUCUUUGGCGCUACGGAGACUUCACUGAAGAUGAUGCUAAGGAGUUUGGAUACAAAAAAUAAAUUGGCAUCAUUUCAACAAGCAACAUUAACACAAGUGGAAUCUACAAGAUAAACACAAGUGGAAUCUAGGAACAGUUUUAUUUAUAUUCAAAUUAUUGUUAUGCAUUCAGAGAAAAUUUUGAUUAAAUAACAGGCUUACACAAGUGGAAUCUAGACAUUUUAUUUAUAUAUACAUUGUUACUGUUGAAUUAAACAGUUUGUAUUUUGAGCCAUUUAAUUUGCCAAAUAUUUAAAAGUAUUAUGAAUAGAAUUUCUAUUCAUUAUUUCAUUUUCAUAUGAGUAGGAACUAAAAAGGAAUAUAAAAACCUGUAAUUUAUGUCGAUUUAUUUAUCAUUUGUCAUAUAAUAUAAACCAAACAUCCAUAAUUUUAGUUUUUUUAAACACAAAUCAUCAAAAUUAUACAUAGCACUAUUUCAGUCUAAUUACUAAUAAGGUAACAAUACAUGAGUGGAUGAUUUUAAAUUAAUUGAGUUUUGUUACAAUAAUUUUAUUAAUAUCUUAAGUGCAUAAAUAUAGUAAUGCUUAGUAGAAAUCUUUUGUUUAUGUUAUUGUUUAAUGUGUUGUUUUUUUGUACUAAACAAUAAAAAAAUCACAUGAUGUUGAAAGUUAGACAUUUUUAUUUUUAUUUUUAUUUGAACACCUUAUUUUCAAACACUAAAUCAUUUAAAUAUUCACCAAUACACCAUUUAAUCAUCCUAAUUACAGAAAAAUAUCAUCUAUUUUUUUUAUUUUUUUUUGCAUUUUUUAAAAUGAUUGGAAAGUCUUGAGAUUAAAAAUUAACCUUUUGGAAUUUUGUGCAUAGUUGUUUAACCAACUAAACUUUAUCUGGCAUUUGGUGCAGAAUUGCUACAAACAAAGCAUUCCCUGGUAUUUGGUGCAGAUUAAAUAUUACCACAAUAUCAUUAAAACCACAAUUCAUAUAUAACAAACAUGCAUUCAUAUAAUUAAUUUGUAACAAUUAUCACCCCAUUGAAAUAUGCAGCUUAAAGUACUUAGUACUUUAUAUAAUCUAUUUUUAUAAGAAAAAGAAUUAAAUGGCUCAUUUUACAAACUGUAUAUUCAUUGAUAGAAUAACUUUGUUAUGAAACAUACUGUUAAUGAUUUCUGUUCUUUCAUAAGGUUGUGCUGAAGAACUGCAAUUAACCAGUCUAUUAUACUAUUUUUGUUUAAAAUGUAAAUUAACUGUUAUGUUAGCUUAUUAGAUGUCUAUUUGGGUCAUAUUUGCUAAUGACAGUUUGAAGUAUUGUUUAUUUUUUAAAAGCUAUUUUGAAUGAGUAAGGUUGAUAAGUGCAAUAUGAAGCUUAAAAUAAACAAAUAUUUCUCCUGGUAAAUCUGUAGUUUAAGCAAAUAAAUAUCUGGUUUUGAUGAUUGUACUUUGCAAGAUAAAGACUCUGAGAGAAUAUGUGUUUCGUAGUACAAAUAAGACUUGGGGUAUCCUUUUACUUGAGUGAUAUAUGUACAAGUAACACUACACAAUAGUACUGUAAAAAUGAAUUUUUGAGCUUAAGUAAAUAUAAUAUUAGGUUGUACUUAUUUCAAACAUAUUGUAGUCUGUUUCAUUUUUUAACUUAAUAUUUUAUGUAUGCAAUUAAUUGCAGAGAAGUCUUUAUCUUUUAAUUUGUAAAUGUUAAUAUUUUCAUUGAAAUAAUUGCAUUAAAGUUGUCUUUCUUUGCCUUGACAAGUAGACAGAUGUUAAUAGUAUGUUUUAUAAUAAAUAACUUCUAAUUUGCA